AAGAGGAGGUGUAGUGAAGCGGGAGAAUUUGAUCCAUCCUUUGAUUUUCCCUCCUCUUCCAAAAUUUGGGGUUUCCCUCCCUUAGUAUUAUUCUCUUUCCAUUCACAUCCAUAGAUCUUGGAUGUCUCGCGAGAGAGAGAGAGAGAGAGAGAGAGAGAUUGAAAGGAAAUAGAAGAAGAAAUUUCAAAACAAGAGAUCGUGAGGAGUUGAUUUCACUUUCUCCAUCUCUUUCGUCACUCUCAGCUUUUGGAACAAGGUGGGGAAGGAAAGAAUUUUGUUGUUACAAGAUCAAAGCUUCAACUUCUCACACAGGGGAACUUUGUAAUCGAGUGUAUAGUCCAAUUAAGAUACUCAGCAUGUUUGGGAGAAAAGCUUGCCAACUUGUGAAAGAAUUUGCAAGUGGAGAAAAGGGUCAGCUCACACCAUUUAAUAAAGACUUGUUUGAGCAAGUAGUUGGAGAGUGCAGCCAACAUCACCUUGACCUUCAGUCCUUGAUAAGGAAGAUGCAGGAAGAAGGUUUGGAUGUCCAAACUGCUAGAAAUGCUGACCACUACGGAGCCCUCAUCCACCUAUUUUCUAUAGUCCGAAAUAAACGUUGUCUAACGGCCUAUGUGUAUAAUCGAGCAGAAACUAUACGGAACUUGUUAUGGAAGAUAGGGCCUGUGAUUCCUAAAGAAAUUGAAGAGAAGCUUGAUCAUAGAGAGGAAGAGUAUUUCAAGAAGCAUUCUUCAGCAUUGAAAUCGUAUAUGUCAAAAGUGUUUGUUGAUCUGACUGUGGAUAUGGUACCGCCAAAAGAUCCAUACAUUCAAGUAAGGGUCCUUGAAGACAUAAGAGAAGGCAUUGUACUUAGUGAUGAUAAGAAUCCCAAUUUUGCCCGCCAUUCCAUGCAUUUUCUGAAACGAACUGAUGCUGAGAAAUAUAUCUCACGGGGCUUAAUGGAGGAGCUCACUGGUUGACCUGUUAGUCCUUUACUUGGG
Medicago truncatula (barrel medic) is the source of this 977-nucleotide messenger RNA. RefSeq names its product DNA replication complex GINS protein PSF1. Gene Ontology annotation, cellular component: GINS complex. Gene Ontology annotation, biological process: DNA replication; DNA strand elongation involved in mitotic DNA replication. Bases 357 to 956 code for a protein of 199 amino acids. The record is from RefSeq and is a predicted model, not a curated record. The transcript is spliced from 8 exons. Lineage: Eukaryota; Viridiplantae; Streptophyta; Magnoliopsida; Fabales; Fabaceae.